AGGCCAAACUCGUCUAUGUCUAGUUUUUCUCACUUUUGUUUAAAAAAGGUUAAUUGCUCAUUUGUGUUUCUUUAAAAAAACAAAUCGAAGAACCCAACUCGCUUCUCCAUUACCGAACUCUGCAAACUCCUCUGAUCUGGAAUUUCAUCGAAAUGGGCAGUAUUUACAACAAUUACGAUUUGAGCCCUUCUGUGAAAAACAUUCUUUUACUAGACUCUGAGGGGCAGCGUGUAGCUGUGAGGUAUUACACGGAUGAGUGGCCAACCCAUACUCAUAAAUUGGCUUUUGAAAAAUCUGUCUUCCAGAGGACUUUGAAGUCAAAUCCCCGAACAGAAGCGGAGAUAGCGAUGUUCGACGACAAAAUUGUUGUCUAUAAGUUUGUCCAGGACCUUCACUUCUAUGUGACAGGAGGUGAAGACGAAAAUGAGCUCAUUUUAGCCACAGUUCUUCAGGGUUUCUUUGAUGCAGUUUCUCUCAUCUUGAGGAAUACUGUUGAUAAAAGGGAGGCACUUGAGAAUUUGGAUCUUAUACUGUUAUGUCUUGAUGAGAUUGUUGAUGGAGGGAUGAUCCUUGAAACCGAUCCCAAUGUCAUUGCUGGAAAAGUUGCAAGCCAUAGCAUGGAUGCUGAUGCACCCUUAGCCGAGCAGACUAUAACUCAGGCAUGGGCUACAGCAAGGGAGCAUUUAACCAGAACCCUUCUCAAUUGAGUUCAAAAAGGGUUAAAAAGGAAAAGAAAAAGGGUCGUUUAUACAUAUGUUUCAUUUCAUCAUUUUUGUAAUAUUGUUUCAUCUCUUGACAAUUUGACAGUUUCUUAGACUCUCUAGUAUCCCUUUAAAAUUAGUGGCUCAUUUUCUAUUGGGCCUUCUUUUUCUUUUCAUUGGGCUUCAUUAUUGGUUGGAAUCAGAGAGAUUUUAAUAACUUCCCUUGCCUUAUGGGCUUGGGAAUACAUUUUCAAUCACUUUGUAUAAGACAUUCAUUGUUGUCAUGUACUAGAUGAUUUUAUUGUUAAAUAUUCCAAAUUGUUUUGCAGAAUGAAGAA
Messenger RNA from Humulus lupulus (European hop), 1039 nucleotides. RefSeq names its product coatomer subunit zeta-2-like. The record is from RefSeq and is a predicted model, not a curated record. Gene Ontology annotation, biological process: intracellular protein transport; intra-Golgi vesicle-mediated transport; retrograde vesicle-mediated transport, Golgi to endoplasmic reticulum. The transcript is spliced from 6 exons. Gene Ontology annotation, cellular component: COPI vesicle coat. Lineage: Eukaryota; Viridiplantae; Streptophyta; Magnoliopsida; Rosales; Cannabaceae. Bases 153 to 707 code for a protein of 184 amino acids.